Molecule: messenger RNA, 1150 nt
Organism: Kickxella alabastrina
Lineage: Eukaryota; Fungi; Kickxellomycota; Kickxellomycetes; Kickxellales; Kickxellaceae
Exons: 1
Coding region: 183-1085 (300 amino acids)
Biological process (GO): positive regulation of TOR signaling; cellular response to amino acid stimulus
Cellular component (GO): Ragulator complex
Molecular function (GO): guanyl-nucleotide exchange factor activity; molecular adaptor activity
Source: RefSeq, a predicted model, not a curated record
UUCUUUUCUUUUUUUAUCCUCACAUCAUUACUCUUUUUUCCUCACAUUGAAAUUCAUUUUUUUGUUGCUACAACAGUAUUAGCAUCAUUAAUUCACAAGUGACCUUUGUACAAGCACACCCACACACACACACCAGAUAUCCUUUCCCUUUUUUACAACCUUAGCAGAUAUAUCAGUGACAAAUGCUCAGGUCUAAGAAUUUGAAAAGGAUUUUGGAGCAGGCGUUGACCAGGGAUGUAUGCGUGUGCGCGCUUUUCAACGAGGAUGGCGUCGUACUUGCCCAUGCCUCAUCCCCAAGCAGCAUUGUCAGCACUGGAGGCAGGCGGGAUGGCGCUUGGCUUACCACGCAUGUGGGUUCAGGGUUGAGCGGGGAUUACGACCGGCACCAUCAGUCGCCAAUUUCCAGUCAGCAGCACCAUUUUAACUAUGAGGGGGACUCGCAUGGAAGCGACUACGGGCGCGAUAUGAGGAUGCAGCUGGGAAGGGAGCAGUUAUCAGCAGCAUCAGGACCAUUGCAUGUCAGCGGCAGCGGUGGCAAGUAUAAGGGUGUGAUCGCAGAGGGCUCGCAGAGAAGACACCCAACUGCAGCCACAUAUACAGGAGUCAUGCCCCUGCAGACAUCCCACCAGUCGCUGUCGCAAAAUUACGGGGCGGUGGGAGAUGGCCCUCGCCAGCACAGUGCCAUUCCGAUAACAGAGCCCGCGUCCUACUCAUCUUCACUCAACGACGGCCUGAUCGAAGGUUCGCCGGGUGCAAUUGCCCGCGAGAAGCUGGAGGAUGACCUGGCAAUUGCCGCAAAUUUGUGGCAGAGUUUUGAGAGCAUUCCCAGUCUGAUCGAGCGCAAAGACACCGACAUGGAUGACUACACAGGUGACGGCGCCUCUGAGAUGCAGGACGAUAUGCAGGGCAACUCGCUGAACAUGAUUAUAAUAGAGUGCGAGAACGGCAAGGCAGCGGUGACGCGGCUGGGUAGUUACAGGCUGUUUAUGCUGACCAAGCCCAACACCCCGCUGGGGCUGCUCAAGCACAAGUCAAACAACCUGUGCCGCUACUUGGAGGAGUGUCUCCACUACAACUCACCAUGAUGGCAGACGAGAGAGCGCGCGCGGUUUGCAUGCAUGGGCAGUUUGGCUCGUGUGUGUGUGUGUGG